Saccharomyces mikatae IFO 1815 is the source of this 1422-nucleotide messenger RNA. RefSeq names its product delta(24(24(1)))-sterol reductase (gene ERG4). Gene Ontology annotation, biological process: ergosterol biosynthetic process. Bases 1 to 1422 code for a protein of 473 amino acids. Gene Ontology annotation, molecular function: Delta24(24-1) sterol reductase activity. The record is from RefSeq and is a predicted model, not a curated record. The transcript has a single exon. Gene Ontology annotation, cellular component: endoplasmic reticulum membrane. NCBI's taxonomy places the organism in Eukaryota, Fungi, Ascomycota, Saccharomycetes, Saccharomycetales, Saccharomycetaceae.
AUGGGUAACGAUAACAGUAAGAAAAUCCAGGUGGAGGGGGAGAAAAAAAUAUCUAAGCAACCGGUCAAUUUUCUGCCCCAAGGUAAAUGGUUGAAGCCAAAUGAAAUCGAGUAUGAGUUCGGCGGAACUGCCGGUGUUAUUGGUAUGGUAAUCGGCUUCCCAUUAUUGAUGUAUUACAUGUGGAUUUGUGCAGAAUUUUAUCAUGGAAAAAUUGCCCUACCCAAGGCAGGUGAAUCCUGGAUGCACUUCGUCAAGCAUCUAUAUCAAUUGUUCUUGGAAAACGGUGUCCCAGAAAAGUACGAUUGGACUAUUUUCUUGACAUUUUGGGCGUUCCAGAUAAUUUUCUACUACACAUUACCUGGUAUCUGGACCAAAGGUCAACCUUUGUCUCAUUUGAAGGGCAAACAGUUGCCUUACUUCUGUAACGCUAUGUGGACCUUAUAUGUUUCUACCACUUUGAUCUUAGUUUUGCACUUUACCCAUCUUUUUAGAUUGUAUGUUAUCAUUGACCGCUUUGGUAAGAUCAUGACAUGUGCCAUUAUUUCUGGUUUCGCUUUCUCCAUCAUACUUUACUUAUGGACGUUAUUUAUUUCUCAUGAUUAUCAUAGAAUGACAGGAAACCAUCUUUACGAUUUCUUUAUGGGAGCUCCACUAAACCCUCGUUGGGGAAUUCUAGAUUUGAAGAUGUUUUUCGAAGUUAGGUUACCAUGGUUUACCCUUUAUUUUAUCACUUUAGGUGCUUGUUUAAAGCAAUGGGAAACUUUCGGCUACGUGACUCCACAGUUGGGUGUUGUCAUGCUAGCGCACUGGUUGUACGCCAAUGCAUGUGCCAAAGGUGAAGAACUAAUUGUUCCAACUUGGGACAUGGCUUACGAGAAAUUCGGAUUUAUGUUAAUCUUUUGGAACAUUGCGGGUGUACCAUACACCUACUGUCACUGUACUUUAUAUUUGUACUAUCACGACCCAUCUGAAUAUCGCUGGUCAACAUUAUAUAAUGUUUCAUUGUAUGUUGUCCUAUUAUGCGCUUACUACUUCUUCGACACGGCUAAUGCCCAGAAAAAUUCCUUUAGAAAGCAGAUGUCCGGUGAUAAGACUGUUAGAAAGACUUUCCCAUUUUUGCCAUACCAAGUAUUGAAGAAUCCAAAGUACAUGGUAACCUCCAAUGGCUCGUAUCUAUUAAUUGAUGGUUGGUAUACUUGGGCAAGAAAAAUUCAUUACACAGCUGACUGGACCCAAUCUCUAAUUUGGGCCUUGUCUUGUGGUUUCAAUUCAGUAUUCCCAUGGUUUUUCCCAGCGUUCUUCCUUGUUGUUCUGGUUCAUAGAGCUUUUAGGGAUCAAGCCAAAUGCAAGAGAAAGUACGGAAAGGAUUGGGACGAAUAUUGUAAGCACUGUCCUUAUGUAUUCAUUCCCUACAUCUUCUAG